AUGGCUUAUUUAGGACGUCGGCUCGGGCCGUCGCGCAUUUUCCUCCCGGGUGUGUCCGUGUUUAGACUUACUAGCUCGGUCGGGAUGGAAGACAUGGGUCUGGCGAUGAGUCGGUCCCCGCUGGAGCGACUCGACUUUGACAAUCUCGCCCUCAGGAAACUUCCCAUGGACCCGUCCGAGGAGCCGGGUGUGAGGCAGGUGAAAGGAGCCUGUUUCUCCAGGGUCAAACCGCAGCCGGUGACCAAACCUCGGUUCGUGGCGGUGUCACACGAAGCUCUCGCUCUCCUGGGGCUCAACGGCGAGGAGGUCAUGAACGACCCGCUGGGGCCGGAGUAUCUCAGCGGGUCCAAAGUCAUGCCCGGGUCCGAACCAGCCGCACACUGCUACUGCGGACAUCAGUUCGGACAGUUCGCAGGUCAGCUGGGUGACGGGGCCGCCUGUUAUCUGGGGGAGGUUAAGGUCCCACCUGGGCAAGAUCCAGAACUGCUGCGGGAAAAUCCGAGCGGCAGGUGGGAGAUCCAGGUGAAGGGAGCCGGACUCACCCCUUAUUCCAGACAAGCCGAUGGCCGUAAGGUGCUUCGCUCCAGUAUAAGGGAGUUUUUGUGCAGUGAAGCGAUGUUCUUCCUUGGUAUACCUACAACUAGAGCAGGGUCUGUCGUGACCUCUGACAGUAGGGUCAUACGUGAUGUGUACUACAGCGGACACCCUCGCCAUGAGAAGUGCUCUGUGGUUCUCCGUAUUGCUCCCACCUUCAUCAGGUUUGGAUCCUUCGAGAUAUUCAAGCGGGCGGAUGAGUUCACAGGUCGCCAGGGUCCCAGCUAUGGCCGAGAUGAAAUCAGAGGUCAGAUGAUGGAUUAUGUCAUUGAGAUGUUCUACCCUGAGAUCCAGCAGAAUUUUCCAGACCGGGUGGAGAGGAAUGUGGCUUUUUUCAGAGAGGUGAUGGUCCGCACAGCCCGACUCGUGGCUCAGUGGCAGUGUGUUGGAUUCUGCCAUGGAGUCCUGAACACAGAUAACAUGAGUAUCCUGGGAGUUACACUCGACUACGGGCCAUACGGCUUUAUGGACAGGUUUGAUCCAGACUUUAUCUGUAACGCCUCAGAUAACUCUGGCCGUUACUCAUACCAGGCACAGCCAGCCAUCUGCAGGUGGAACCUGGUGAAACUUGCAGAGGCUCUCGCUCCUGAGCUGCCACCUGACCGUGCUGAGGCUGUCAUAGAUGAAUACAUGGAUCUGUAUAAUGGCUUCUACUUGGAAAACAUGAGGAAGAAACUGGGCUUGCUGAAGAAGGAGGAGCCUGAGGAUGAGAUGCUGAUCACAGAGCUCCUGCAGACCAUGCAUAACACAGGUGCUGAUUUUACCAACACUUUCCGCAGCUUGAGUCAAAUCCCCUGUCCUGUUGAGGGAGAAACUGAGGGAGAGGACCUUAUCAGACAAACCACAGGCCUGCUGUUGGAGCAGUGUGCCUCUUUAGAGGAGCUCAAGGCUGCCAACAAACCCACUAUGGAUCCACGUGAGCUGGCAAUGCUGCUCUCUUUGGCUCAGAGCAACCCAACACUGUUCCAGAUGAUCUCAGACAGGAUGACAAUAGCGAGGCAGUUAGACAAGCUCAGCAAACUGAAAAACCUUAUGGAGACUGGCCAGGAAGAGCUGAGAAGUAAACAGGCUGAGGAGUGGACCAGCUGGAUCACACGCUACAGGAAGCGUCUGGGGCGGGAGCUGGAAGGCCAGAGUGAUAUCCAGGCUGUGCAGGAUGAGAGGGUGAAGGUGAUGGACAGCACCAACCCACGUGUGGUGCUGAGGAACUACAUUGCACAGAAUGCAAUCGAGGCAGCAGAAAAUGGAGACUUCUCUGAGGUCCAAAGGGUCCUCAAAGUUCUGGAAAAGCCUUUCUCUGCCCAGCCCGGAUUAGAACUUCCUGCGUGGGUGGGCAAAGGCGGAACACCUGAAGAGGCAGAAAGGGAUGAAGGAGAGGAGCCGCAGCAAGAGGCAGCAUCUACAUCCACAAGCAGAGAUCCUGUACCUUAUGACAGCAAGCCCCCAGCCUGGGCCCACGAAAUAUGUGUCACAUGAUCUUCGUAAUAACUUCCUUGACAGUUAGCUGGCCUGCCUGAAAUGAUAAGAGAGUGUGCUGGGCUUUUAGUUCUUUGUUUAUCCUUCACGAUCCUGCUCUCUCUUCCAGGCCCUGUAUAACUCUCUAUUGCUUUGGCAGGCAGUGUCAGGGAAGUUAACAUAAAGCAUGACACCCCAUAGGAAACCGAGCUGAUACAAAGCAGACAGAGAACCGGUUAAGUUUAGAGCUAAAGAAUCACGAAGCUGCAAUCAUGAAUUCGUCUGGUGGAAAAGUUUUUAUAAUGAGUCAAAUACGCCAAGGAUAUAACUCUGACUUGAUAGUUUUAUACAGUUGUGGGUUUGCCUAAAGCAUGACGUUGCAGCUGAGAUGAUACCAGAAGUGGUUUAUUGAAGCCUUAGAUUUGAGACUUCAUUGAUGAAGGCUCACAUCUACAUUAACGUUAACAUUCAUUCCUGUGUUUUGGUCCACAUCCCUGUAUGCUGAUUACAUGAACUGUUAGAAAAAAAAUGGAUUUUAAAAAAGAAACCACACACAAAUGUAGUUUUAGGAAAUAUAUUUAGCAUGUAAAUAAACGUUGGAGCAAAAUAACACAGGAGGUUGGAAGGGACAUUUUUCAGUCAAUGUGAAAUGCCACAAACUCAACCUGUUUCCUGACUGCUGGGUGUUGGCUAGUUGAUGACGACUCAGACAAAAAGGCAUACAUUGACCGGUCUGACUCUGAAAAACCUGUGUGGUGUCGCUUUAGCAUAUACCAAAAUUGGUUUGUGAACAUGCAGAAAAGUUCAUUUGAGUGAGUGAAAGGAAAGACUGAAAAUCGGAUUGUGAACAUGCAGAAAAGUUCAUUUGUGUGAGAGAAAGGAAUGACUGCACUUGAUCCACUUAAGCCGCCACAGAUAAACACGCACAUUAUUUCUGCUUUUAAUACAAAGCAUUACUUUUUGUCACUUUCAUAGCUUUAUUUGCAUAAGCAUCAAAACAUAUAAUGCAGAAUGUGUUGUUAAGCAUUUGAACCACAAUAUAUGGAGAUUAAAAGGAAAAAUCAGGACAUCAUGUUUGUUUUGGCUAUUUAACCAGAUAGCAAACUUAAACAAUUUUAGGGGAAAGUCUGUUGUAGACUGUGUCACAAAUGUGAUACUAUCAAGCAGGGAUUUACAGGGAAGAAAAGCUUGUUUUAACAGUAGGAACAGUACAAACUUUGACUUGGUUUGGAAAUGAAUUGUUUUAUGAGAAAAAACGCACUAAAGUUCAGCCACAGAUAACAAACCUAAGUUUAUCUGUCAGUGUUUUAUUUUAAUGGUUAAAUUCUGACUCCUUUGUUGCCUCAACAUAUCCUAAUAAAUUUAGCUGUCAGUCA
Sphaeramia orbicularis (orbiculate cardinalfish) is the source of this 3425-nucleotide messenger RNA. It is a transcript of the gene selenoo1, whose product is annotated as selenoprotein O1. NCBI's taxonomy places the organism in Eukaryota, Metazoa, Chordata, Actinopteri, Kurtiformes, Apogonidae. The record is from RefSeq and is a predicted model, not a curated record. The transcript has 9 exons.